Messenger RNA from Solanum tuberosum (potato), 672 nucleotides. RefSeq lists its product as uncharacterized. The record is from RefSeq and is a predicted model, not a curated record. The transcript has a single exon. The coding region runs from base 1 to 672 and encodes 223 amino acids. Lineage: Eukaryota; Viridiplantae; Streptophyta; Magnoliopsida; Solanales; Solanaceae.
AUGUGUCCACCUGCUACCACCGGCAAUAAUAGCACUACAGAUCUUCCUAUCCCUCAAUUGAUUCAAUUUAAUCCCGCUGCCCAAUUACCUAUCAAACUGCAAGGUAAUCUUAACUUUGCAACAUGGAAAGCACAAUUGGUGAUGCUUCUCAACGGACACAAACUCAUUGGGCACCUCACUGGAGCAAAACCUGCUCUGCCAUCCACCAUCACUCAUAAUGAUACCACUAUCGAAAAUCCUGAAUUUGAAAUGUGGUUCUGCCAGGAUCAACUGAUCCAACAGGCAAUGAUGGCAUCAGUCGAUCCUACCAUUGCUCCCACGAUUGCAACGGCUUCCUCGGCUAAACUGGCCUGGGAACUCCUUCAUACGGCGUAUGCCAACAGGAGUCACACUCACAUCUUCAGCCUGCGAGAUCAGUUGCAAAAUUUGAAAAAGGCCAACAGGUCUGUUGCUAAUUACUUACAAGAAAUUAGAUCAAUUGCUGAUGCUUUCAAAGUAGCUGGUUCACCAGUAGCUGAUGAAGAACUCGCUGUCAAGAUCUUGAGUGGCUUGGGUCCUGAGUAUCGUGAGAUCUCUGCCGCCAUAAAAGCACGAGAUACAGCCUUAAGCUUUGAGGAACUAUUCCACAAACUCACGGACCAGGAACUCUUCCCUGAAACACCAAGAUCUUGA